GCGCCACAUUGUUGUCAAAUUUGUCUAAUGAAAACGUGGGCGCAACAAUAGAUCGAGAGGGAUCUGUAUCCACUGAAGAUCUCUCGAGGAAGUUAGUGUCUCACACUGGCUCCAGCAGCAAACUCUGCUCUCUCAGGCUCUCGGCUGAUCAUUGAGUUUAAAGUUAGUUUCGCAUUGCAUUCGAUGGAUUUUUGUCUUUUAAAAUUUGAUUUUAUUUGUGUCAAACGAAAGUUUAAUUUCUAAAAUAAAUAGUUUGUUUGGGCUGUUUGAGGACUGCGGGCAACAAGUUGAAGAACUCACUGGAAAGCGGACUUUCAUAAGCAAUCACAGGUGUUUUCUGAUCUCUUCUUGAACAUUGGCAUUCGGGCUGUGUUCUUCGUCAAGUGCUGAGCUUAAGAAAUUGGCCGGGUAUCGAUUCUGCCCAAUGCUUAUGAAACAUCUCCAAUCGAAGACGCACGUAUUUUAACCUAUCGAUCGACUUUUUGUUGAUUCGGAGAAUAUGGAUCUUCGUCCAGAGAUCCCACCUUCCUCCCAGGCAGGUUCGCAGGUUCAUCCGGGCGCCGCUGCUGCGGCCGCUGCCGCCUCCAUACCGGUUUCCAUGGCCAGUAGCCUCUUGAGGGGCCCGCCGCUGUUGCUUCGCGCUACGGAGAAGUAUCCACGAACGCCCAAGUGCGCCCGGUGCAGGAACCACGGGGUGGUGUCUGCGCUGAAGGGCCAUAAGCGCUACUGCAGAUGGAAGGACUGCAUGUGUGCCAAAUGCACUCUGAUCGCUGAGAGACAGCGCGUCAUGGCCGCUCAGGUUGCGCUCCGCAGACAGCAGGCGCAGGAGGAGAACGAGGCGAGAGAACUUCAGCUGCUCUAUGGCACAGCAGAGGGUCUAGCCCUGGCCGCUGCCAACGGCAUCAUACCUCCCCGGCAAAACUAUGAGGUCUUUGGCCCAGUUUCCAACGAAACAAACUCUGGAGAAUCAAACAUCCAAAAGUUCGAGUUGUUCACCAAGACGCAUUUACCAGGAUCGAUGACCUCACAGCAAGCGGCUGGAAAGUCCGUGUCCACAGACACCGAAUCCGUUCCAGGAAUGUCGUCUCCAGAUAUGCGUCACGGCUCGGGCUCGGAAAACGGUGACCGAGAGUCCCUCGUGAGUUCCCCGAUAGCCAAACCAUUAAAAGACGGCUCGGAGACGCCAGGCUCCAUCAGUCCACUUGGCUCAGACUCCGGCUCGGAGACGGAUAAAGACGACCAGGAGCCCUCGCCCUCCUCCACAGCAUCGCGACAGAUGAACGCCAUCGACAUCCUAACGAGGGUUUUCCCCAACCACAAGCGCAGCGUCCUGGAGCUUGUGCUUCAGGGAUGCGGUAAAGAUGUGGUGCAGGCCAUAGAGCAAAUCCUCAACAACAGCGGCCAAGCCAAGGGCCCAGAGGAGCCCUGGACUGCGGAGCGCAUGCUGCAGAGCGCACAGUCACACAUGUCCUCCACCCCGCGGCCUGUGUUACCUGGAACCAUGACGCUCAGCAACAGAUCUGCCUUCUCCCCUCUGCAACCCAAUGCGCCACACUUUGGUUCCGACCCGAGCACGUAUCCUCUCAGUACACAUUUGGGCCUGAACCCACUCCGCCUGGCAUAUUCAGCUCACAGCAGAGGCCUGGCCUUCAUGCCGUACUCCACCACAGGUCUGAUGCCAACACUGGGCUUCAGGCCGCCAAUGGACUAUGCCUUCAGUGACUUGAUCAGAGACAGGACUCUCUUGCAUAAAGAUCAGAGCUACACGAAUGGACUGUACGGUCCUCUAGUCAAUAACACUCCAGAGAAACAGUGAGAUAGUGUUUUCCAAAUGUAGACAAAAGUGUUUAAGACUCCCAGACCUGAAGAUUCCUCAUCCCUAAAGACUCGGGAGGCCUUGUGUUUCUGUAUAUAAAAUAUGUCUAGUUUAAUCACCAGGUAAAAAAAAAAAAAUGUGUUUGGUGGUCGUGGCUUCUUUGAAGUUUGUGAUUAAUCAAAAAAGAAAAUGGUUACGUGUAAAGGUUAAAGUAGUUUGGAUGCGUUACUGACACUGCCACAGCGCAAAAUGACCCGGGGUGAAUUACUUUAGACCUUUAGCAGAGUAACCAUAGUAUUUUCAAGUAAUGUAAAUUGUGUAUUUUAAAAUCCUUCACGUUUGUUACAAUCCAUUUAGAUUAUUUACCAAACGGAUUACGCCCCCGUGUGAUGAUCGUACAAUACUUUGCUUCAUCGUUUGAAAAAAAAAAGGGACUGUUCUAUAGCAUUAUUGUUAUUGUGGAAAGUCUAUACUCCAUCUUUUUUCUGCUCAGUGUCUGUAAAAUCGUGCCAUGUUUAUUCAACAGAACAGAAGUUCUUUUGGAUUCAAUAUGGUUACUGGCUCAAGUAGACAUUUGUGCUCCCUUUGUGAGUGAUAUAUAUUGUGUUUUACACGACGAAAUAAUGUAUAUUGCAUUUCUUGAUGAUAAGGUCAUAUUUGUCAAAGUCAUUUUCUCAACAACAAAAAAAAAUCAUCAAAAGGAAUCUAAAAAAAGAUGUAAAACGAUUGUUUGUUGGAUGAAAUUGCUGAGUUGAGACGUGUACAUUUCUCUGUGUAAAUUUUGCAGAAAAUAAAUGUUAUUUUAUUCUUA
This is a messenger RNA of Rhinichthys klamathensis goyatoka, 2627 nucleotides long. It is a transcript of the gene dmrta2, whose product is annotated as DMRT-like family A2. The coding region runs from base 500 to 1816 and encodes 438 amino acids. NCBI's taxonomy places the organism in Eukaryota, Metazoa, Chordata, Actinopteri, Cypriniformes, Leuciscidae. The record is from RefSeq and is a predicted model, not a curated record. Gene Ontology annotation, molecular function: DNA-binding transcription factor activity, RNA polymerase II-specific; protein binding; RNA polymerase II cis-regulatory region sequence-specific DNA binding. Gene Ontology annotation, cellular component: nucleus. Gene Ontology annotation, biological process: regulation of transcription by RNA polymerase II; germ cell development; sex differentiation. The transcript has 2 exons.